Talpa occidentalis (Iberian mole) is the source of this 1943-nucleotide messenger RNA. It is a transcript of the gene NAA80, whose product is annotated as N-alpha-acetyltransferase 80, NatH catalytic subunit. The record is from RefSeq and is a predicted model, not a curated record. Gene Ontology annotation, cellular component: cytoplasm. Gene Ontology annotation, molecular function: N-acetyltransferase activity; acetyl-CoA binding. The coding region runs from base 85 to 1023 and encodes 312 amino acids. The transcript has 2 exons. Lineage: Eukaryota; Metazoa; Chordata; Mammalia; Eulipotyphla; Talpidae. Gene Ontology annotation, biological process: protein acetylation.
AGCGUGGACGAGGAGCAUCCCGGAGCCCAGUUUUAACAUGACAAGCACCCUUGUGGUCUGAGAAGAUGCCACUGCCUGGAGACCAUGUCUUUAACCCCCCAGCCUGGCACUGAGCCAUCUGCAGCCCAGCAGGAGGUGACCUUGGCUCCCAGCCUGACUCAACUGAGCCUGGAUCCUGUGUAUCAGCCAGAGCUGACCCUGAGCCCCUGGCUAACUAAGCUGACCCUGGGUUCCUCAAGCCAUCCAGAGAUGACUCUCAGUCUUGGCUCAACUGAACUGACCCUGGAUCCCGCACAUCAGCCAAAGGAGAUCCCAGCCCCAAACCUGGCUGAGCUGACCCUGGAGCCUGUGCACUGCCGACCUGAGCUCUUGGAUGCCUGUGCCGACCUGAUCAAUGAGCAGUGGCCGCGCAGCCGUGCCUCCCGCCUGCACUCUUUGGGCCAGUCCUCAGACUCCUUCCCCCUCUGCCUGAUGCUUCUGGGCCCUGGUCCCACACCCAAGGCAGCACCCAUUGUAGUGGGUCAUGCCCGCCUGUCACGGGUGCUGGACAGGCCCCAGAGCCUCCUAGUAGAGACAGUGGUGGUGGCUCGGGCCCUAAGGGGCCGUGGCUUUGGCCGCAGGCUCAUGGAGGGCCUGGAGGUCUUUGCUCGGUCCCGGGGCUUCCACCGGCUACACCUCACCACCCAUGACCAACUGCACUUCUACACCCAUCUGGGAUACCAGCUGGGUGAGCCUGUGCAGGGCCUGGUCUUUACCAGCCAACGACUGCCUGCCACCCUGCUCAGUGCCUUCCCCAGUAUCCCCUCCCCCCGGCCACGCUGCAAGACCCCUACUUCUAGGCUGUCUGUCCACGAUGCCCUAAAAAUCCCGAAGGGGCCAUCAUUGCCACCGCCCCCUCCCCUUCCUAGGCCCAAGACCACCGUACCCCCAUCCCCAGCAGGACCUCUUCCACAAAGCCUGCUGAAAUCACAGUACCAAAACCUGAGAGGAUGUCCCAUAUUCUGGAUGGAGAAGGACAUCUGAGAGCCACCCAGGGAAAGGCACUGUAUUUCUGGGUCAGUGGACUGCCCAGGACAUUACCAGCCUCAGCCCCCUAGUCCCUGGAGUCAGCUUUAGCUUGGGCAUGCUUCCUGAAUGCCAGUGGGGUCAAGAGAUGACUCCAUGGCUCUGGCUCAGAGCAGUCAGUGUGGCUGAAUAAAGGCUUCUUUUGGGUGUGGCUGUGACAGUUUAUUUGUUGGCUCCCACCCUUACCUCCCUGAUUAGGUUCCCUAUCCCUAUAGGAGCCCCCAGAUCUACUCUGGACCCAGAAUCAUGGAUAGAGGGCAUUUGCCCUUUGCCCAUCCCACUCUACCAGGCUCAGGGGACAAGGUGUCUGUUCCUUUCCACAUUCACUCACUCAUUGAGUGAAUUGAAUACUUGCUGUCAUGCCCCAGACUGAGCACAGGCAAUGGGGAGAUAGACAGGGUCUCAAUUCAAGGGGACAGAUAGACAGGGAGAGAGGCAGAGAGUAGUGGGAUCCAUGCUGGGACAGUGGGAGUCCAGGUGCCGUCACUCCACCUGUAGAUCUAGGAUACCUCCCAGGAGAGGUGCUGUCACAGCAGAGACCUCAGUGCAGCAUAAGAAUUAAGCCAGGAAAGGUAGUAGGCUGAGUGUUCUUGGCAGGAUACAAGGUGGGCAGAGAAAGAAGGAAAUUGGUGAGCGCUGUGGAUGGGGGGAGUAUCAGAGGGCGCAGUGGUGAUAUGACAGAGAUGACUGGUACAGGAGCGGAGCUGCCCAGGCCAGCCUGAAGUAGGCUGCUUUGAGAGCCUAUAGGUCUUCUGGGGGACCAUGCUUUCCCCACUCCCUGUGUUUGUGGGAAGGAUCAGGGGGAGUUUACCCAGGUUUUCUGCUGUAUGGAACAUGUGGCCCUGGCCAUGGCCUCUAAACUCACACCCACCUUUCUC